CCAUACUGCCACGUGCCAUAAAAUUCUCUCCCGCCUCGCAAAUCUAUCCGUUAACCCUAAUCUCUCUCUCUCUAGUUGGGGUCUCUGCAACUCUCUCUCUCUCUCCUUCUCUCUUCCAUUGAAGGAGAGAAAGAUCAAGAAAAUAACGCCAAUUUUUUUUAUUUUUUUAAAAAUAUUCUUGACACAUAAGAACACAGGUCAAAUGGGGAAACUUCUAUGCGAUUCAACAGCUGUUGCUGAGACGACAUUUCAGCCUUCGUCGCCGGCCCUCCAUUGGAGAGACACCAAUGGGGCUUCUCUCGAAGCAGUUGAUCUCCUGGACCAGAGUGUAACAACGACUACCACAACAACGUGGGAGGACGUGAUUGGCUUGGAGGACCAGCAGAGACGCCAUUUACAGAAACUACAAGCCAAAGGUGUGCUUUGGAAGCAUCCAGGGGAUGAUAAUAAAGCAUCUGCGCAUUCUUCGCCGCCGAGAUCGGUGGUUUUCAGGCUGUCUCACGGGGGAGAGGUGUCGCCAGACGGGAAUUGCCUAUUCACAGCGUCACAGAGGGCAAUGAUGGCGCGUGAUAUUGACGCGCGGGAGCUGAGGAGGCGGACGGUGCGGCGGUUCUCGGAGGACUUCGAGUCUGGGAGUGAUGAAGAAAAAGAAGUGAUAAAUGACGCUAUUAGGCACAUGUACUCCCCGGAUCUGAAGAGCGGAUGGGGGAUUCAUGUGGUUCAAGAGGUCAAGCUCUUGGCCAAGAAGGAGGAUCGCGUGAAUUUGGAUUCCGUGAUCGAAGAGCUCGUUCAGCUGGGGAUGCAAAGAGAAAUGGCGGGCGAGUCUAUAUACAAAGAGAGAUGUAUUCCAGUGAAUGAUGGCCCCAGUUGGGCAAAAUACAUGUCGAUCUCUGGUUCAACUGAUGAUGAGUAUGAUAUCAUCACUUUGCAAUAUACUGAGGAGGGUUUAUUAUCUAUAGAUGAGAAUAGAGAAGGUCAUGCAGCGGCAUUUGGAGAUGAUAUAGCAAUUGAAUGUCUUGCAACUGAGUUCAAGCGAGAGAUUUAUGUGGUGCAAGCACAUGGAUCUGAUGCAAUGGUUGAUGAAGAGAAUUGUGUUUUCUUCCUUCCACAUCGUCCAAGAGGUGAAAUUUGUGAACUUCCUUUCUUCCUAUUUAUGAAAGGAACAGGGUGGUGUGGUGCUGGAGCUGACCACUAUGAGCCAUUGAUUGCCAAUCCUUCUUCUUUAGUCUCCACAGAGAAGGUUGCUGUAGUACUUUGAGCUUGUAGGUUUGCUGCCUGCAAAUUGAGCAAUCUUGUAGUAUUGGUGUAGUGGUUUUUUGCCGGCUUCUGUUUAAUGGUGUUGAGGUUUCUUGAGUCGUUCAAGGAUACACUAUUGUGUCCAAGCUGGAAUAGUACCAUUCUGUUGUAUCUUGACCUUUGAUUAAUCUAUUCAAUGAUAGAUUGUAGAAGGGAUUUCACCCCCUAUUUCUUUGUC
Molecule: messenger RNA, 1474 nt
Organism: Manihot esculenta (cassava)
Lineage: Eukaryota; Viridiplantae; Streptophyta; Magnoliopsida; Malpighiales; Euphorbiaceae
Exons: 5
Coding region: 203-1258 (351 amino acids)
Source: RefSeq, a predicted model, not a curated record